Messenger RNA from Pseudoliparis swirei, 828 nucleotides. Its product is annotated as MAGUK p55 subfamily member 4-like. The transcript has 7 exons. The coding region runs from base 1 to 828 and encodes 275 amino acids. Gene Ontology annotation, molecular function: protein binding. The record is from RefSeq and is a predicted model, not a curated record. Gene Ontology annotation, cellular component: plasma membrane; adherens junction. Lineage: Eukaryota; Metazoa; Chordata; Actinopteri; Perciformes; Liparidae.
AUGCUGACCAGUGUGGUGGAGGACAUCAGUCUCGCGGUCAGCAGAAACAUUGUUGGUGCUGAAGUUCUGCAUGAACUGCUGAGUGCACCGUGGCUGCACGCUCUGCUGAAGAUUUAUGAGUGCCUGUUGCAGUUUGGGAGGUCCACACCCUCACCCCUUCUGCCUUGUGCCUUAGGACUCUCACACGAGAUCAUGGCUACAAUACAAAUGGUCCACCGUCCCUCCGCUGAAGCCAGAGAGCUCUACAGCCUCCUCAGCUCACCACACAUGCAGGCCCUCCUAUCAUCUCAGGACAGUGUAGCCCAGUCAGACUAUGGACCCGUUUUACCGCCUCUGCCUGAUGACAUGCCCGAGGGCGAGGAGACCAUGAGGGUCGUCUGUCUGGUGAAGAACAACCAGCCGCUGGGGGCGACGAUUAGGAGGGACGAGGAAACGGGAGAGAUCUACAUGGCCAGGGUGAUUCAUGGAGAACUGGCCGACCGCAGCGGACUCCUCUAUCCUGGUGAUCUGUUAGUGGAGGUAAACGGAAGCCCUGUGGUGGGUAUGGAGCCAGGACUGGUCGUCCAGAUACUGAUGAUUUCCCAGGGAACAAUCCUGUUCAAAGUCAUUCCUGAUAGAGCUCAGAGCAGCCCUCGUGUUUCCCGGCCUGCAGGAGGACGACUUUGUGGAGCUGGAGGAGGCGUCCCGGCUGAUGGAGGUCAAGUACAAACAGUUUUUCGACCACACGCUGGUGAACGACGACCUCCAGCACGCCUGCAUGCAGCUCUGCUCCGUCAUCCAGGAGGCGCAGGACGAACCACAGUGGAUACCUGUCAGCUGGAGGAGUAA